AUCGGAGAUGGGCAGCCCCAGCCUGCCCUUCUCCAUGACCCCCAGCUUUCUGCUGCUGGCCAGAUGCUGAGCGCACAGACCCUGGGAGAGCCUUUUCAGCACGUGCUUCACCUCGGGAGGAAGACUGCUGCACGGCUUGUCCCCAAGGGCAGAUGCGCACGGGGCCCAAAGAUGGCAUCUUGUUUUCAGCCUCCCUAGUGCGCUCACGGAGAGGCACUGGAAAUGGUAAAUCUCGUCCUGCCCCCCGUUCGCAGGAAGGAAGCAGGUAGCUAUAGGCGUAGCGUGAAGGUCGGGCGAUGGGGGGACGCCUGCUUGGAUCCUCCUCCAGCCGCUGCGGGAGCGUGGCCGGCGGGCGCAGAGCGGAGAAGGGACCCGCCUCGACCCCGGGACGAACGACAUCCCGCGCCGUCCUGGCCGCUGCUGCUUCCGGUGGCAGAGCGGUGCGCUGUCAUCUAGGAAAUGCAAUUUAGAUCAUCAUCCUUUUGCAGGAUGGGGGAAGGGAUGUGGGGGCCCCUGUCUCAUCUUGGGGAUUAAUUUCUCUUUAAGCCGCUUUUUGCUUGUUUGCAUUUUUCUCCAUUCUCUCCCAAGGCCUGUUGUCCCUUGCUGGAAAAAUGGGAACGAGGACGGGAGCUGUGGGUCCUACCGCUAGGACGGCGUACCACGCGCCAGCCAUUUGGCUGGUGGACAACGCUCGUGGGUGGAGGUUGCUCUCAGCCGCCCUUUGAGGUGGGCUCGGGUUUUGCUGGCCCAAACGGGCAGAAGGAUCUCAGCGUGCCUCAUACCUAUCACCGAAAUGCGGCCUCCCCCCAGGAGGAGUUGUUGAAAGUGGCCAUCAGGCUAGAAGGAGCGCCGACCCCAAGAUAAGGACUUCCCGUUCUUGCACGGAAGGCACGGCCGCUGCGCCCAUGUGCCCCGGGCACGGAGAGCGGGCGGCCCCGGGGCUGCGCCGGGGCCGUUUCCCACGGCAUGCGACGGUGCCCGCGGUCAGCCAGCCCGCCGCGAGCCCCGCUCUCCCGCUCUCGCAAGGCGCUCAUCCCGCUGCUGGAAGCGGUCGCCCCCCGGCCGCUGGCUCGGAAGGAGGGAAGAGGGCUCUGGCGGCUCCCAGCGACCCUACGAGCACGCCAGCGCCGCUCAGCCGAGCUGCGGAGGGAACAGCACCGCUUUGGGGGACGGCCGGCGCCUCGGCCGGCGGGGAGAUGUCCCCCGCAAGCGGCUGGAGCCGCGGGGCUUCGGACGUCCCCGCCUUGAACCAUGCGGCGGGGAUGUUGCCUCUGCAUCCGUCCUCGGACACCGGUCCCCCCGCCAGCGGUGGCCCCUCUCCUCCAGCGAGUGGCUCGGUGGCGUGGGAGCAGCCGGCCAGUCCUAGCACCGGCAGCGCGGGCGUUUCGGCCACCACCUCGAGCAGCAGCGCGGGGACAGCGUCAUCUCUGCCCAGCAGCUCCAUCUCAAACUCGGGAGUGCCCAGCUUGCCAGAACAGCCCCAGUCCUCACCCAGUGCUCCCAGUGCCCAGACUGGUGCAAGCAGCUGCACGCCACACCCCAGGCACUUCACGGAGGACUCCACGAGCCCUUUGCUGACAGCGUCUCCUGCCUCAGAAACUGCUCUCAGAGCCACUGGGAGUAGCCAGCAACCAGUCAGUGACCAGGCAGCAGAAAACCGCACUUUGGAUUUCCAACUGGGAACGUCCAGCCCCGCGGCCCAGCCCCAGGACUCGUCCUUGUGGACACGGGGCGCCAGCAUCUCACCGGGAGCCACGUGGCUCACCGAGCCCUCUGUGGACCGAGCCACGGAGUCACCUCCUCCGCCGGCUCCGGGAAGCACUGGCCCAGCCAUUGGAAGCAGCUACCAGCCAUCCAACUUCUCAGCAGCAGAGGAGAGAAUUUCUGAUUUUCCUACCACCAGUACAUACAUUUCGACACCGUCCACCAGAGGUGGAGGAAGGACGUUAAGGUCACUACCAAGUGGCACCAGCCUGACUGAUGCAACAGAGAUUUCCACCUCUGGUACCAAAAUGAUCCGCCCUUUAGAUCAGACCCAGUCCUCUGGGACGUCUUUGGCAGCAGAGGCUGGUGGUGGCAUAGGUGCUACCGUGCCGUUCACGGACCCGUUGCUCAUGGACUCUGCAUUUGCUUCGGAAAGCACUUCCAAAACUUUUAGAAGCACUUAUGAACCACAGAGCAUCUCGGCUGCAGAAGACGGGACUUUGCACUCUGCAACCGACAGUGCUGCUGUGCCCCUGGUGCGCACCAGAGCUGCGGUGAAGGCGUCGGGGUCACCAGUCAACAGCAGCACCCCCAGAGCCACCUCCAGCACCGAUGCCACCAGCUUUUCAGGUGGAACCUCAUCCUCCACUGCAGCUCGGACACCCGGCGUGAGAGGCUCGCGGGAUGCCACGAGUGUCACAGCACCUUCCACAGACCCGGCACUUGCAGGCUCACGUUCUGCCUCAGGAAGCACUUUCACAGGUGUCAGAAGCAGCCACCAACCAACUAACAGCUCAGCUACAGAGAAAAGAGCUGCUGAUUCCUCUACCAACAAUGCAUACAUUUCAGCCACUGCUACCAGCACAGGAGGAGAGACACCGGGGUCCACAACAAAUAGCAGCAGAUGGGCAGCAGAAGUCUCUACUUCUGGCAGUGGCGUGUCCCGGGCCGUAGGUACGAGCCAGUCCUCAUCUGUAUCUUCCACAAGAGAGACCUACGGAGUUAAGGGGGGGAGAGCAAUCACAGAUGUCACUGAAUCUUUGGCAGACCCUUCGCUAACACGUUCUCACUCUCCUUCAGAAAUGCCUUCUGCAGCCACCAGAAGCAGCCAUGUGUCAUUUAGCAUCCUAUCAACAGAGAAAAGAACUGAUUUUCCUACCACCAGUACAUACAUUUCGACACCGUCCACCAGAGGUGGAGGAAGGACGUUAAGGUCACUACCAAGUGGCACCAGCCUGACCGAUGCAACAGAGAUUUCCACCUCUGGUACCAAAAUGAUCCGCCCUUUGGAUCGGACCCAGUCCUCUGGGACGUCUUUGGCAGCAGAGGCUGGUGGUGGCACAGGUACCACCGAGCCGUUCACGGACCCAUUGCUCACGGACUCUGCGUUUGCUUCAGAAAGCACUUCCUCAGCCAAAGGAACUAUCAUCUCGGCUACAGAAAAAAACAUGUCUGACCCUCCUCUCACCAGUGCGCCCAGCGUAGUGACGGCUACCAGAGGUGCGGAAAGGACUGUGGAGCCUGUAGCCAACAUCAGCACAGUGAUCAGUGCUGCAGAAAGCAGCACAUCCUUGGAUCCGAUCCAUCUGUCAUCUUCUGUAACGGAGGCUGGAAGGCAGCAUAAUGUUUCACAGAGGGAUGAUGAAUUCAGUGAGCUUUCAACGCAGCCGCUGCCUGCAUUUUCUUCCAGUGUUUUUUCAUCAAAUACUUCUGAGAGAGAAGAAAGGGUUUCCAGCGUUCCUACCAAGAGCACGUACAUCUCGACUGCCUUCUCCACGCAUGGAGAGGGGACCUCUCCGGCUCCAGCUGACCGCAGCACAGGGAGCGAAGUGACAGAAAGCUCCACUUCUAAUCCGGACGUGGCCGGGGAGUCACGCUCCAGGCCCUUCUCAUCAGCAACAGCGUGGUCUGGAGGAGGACCUGUCUCGUCGAGCGACGCAGGUUAUACGGAGUCCUCGGCCGAGGUCACGCUUUCAUCCCGGGCCUCCACCGACUUCUCUGCCCCGCGUGAACCUUCCACCGCUGGAAGUAGCCAUCCCUCACUGAGCAGCUCAAGUACAGAAAAAAGGAUUUCCAGCCCUUACACUGGUUCUAUAUACAGUUCAGCCACAGUAACUGGAGGUGGAGAGAGGACGUUGCGAUCUGUGACGAAUGGCACGCUGGCCCGAGGCACGGAGAGCUCCACGUCGCACACAGAAAUUGCUAAUUCCUCCGAAGCGAAUCGCUCGGUGCCCAUGGAGCAGAGCAGGACUCCUAAUAUCUCCGUGAGCAGCACGGGUUUCACUGGGUUUGCGACGGAGACGCUGUUUACACAUUCUUCUAAGAUACCGACUUACUCAUCUUUCCAAAAUGAUCUCUCAAGCUUUCCAAGUAGCCAUCAGCCAAUCAGUAGCGUUGAUGCUGAGAAAAGGACCUCUGUUUCUCACACAGAUGGCACAUACAUUUCAACCACAUACACCAGAGGUGGAGAAAGGACCCUCCUGUCUAUAUCAAAUAGUAGCACCUCUGCUGACUCCUCGGAAAGUUCCACUUUUUUUUCAGAAAUUUCCAGCCCUUCUGAUUCAUCUCAAUCUUCUUCUGUGACCCAGGACAGAAGCAGCAAUGUCUCCAGAGAGGGCAGUUUUACUGAACCAUCCACUGAGCCUUUGCUAGUGUAUUCUUCCAAACCAUUGACUUCUGCUUCCACAGGCAUUGUACAAAAUGCAACUGUCUUGGAUACUGACUCUGAGUUGUUGCCUACUGACAGAUCAUCUCUAUCUUCAUCAGCAUUUCCAUCCUCUUCUUCAGCGUUCUCACUGCAUUACUCCCUGUCAUCAACACCGUCACCAACUUACCUGUUUGCAUCAUCAGAGUCAUCUGAGCUACUGUCUUCCUCCAUGAUGGCAUCAUCGCCUCCUCUACAGGCUUCGUCAACUGCUGUGCCCACUUCCUCGUUGCUUUCCCCGUCUUAUUUGUUAACAUCUUUAUUACCUCUGUUUUCUUCACCAUCUUCUGUGUCGCAGCCCAAUGACAGCAGUCAAGCAAACACCUCUGUAGCUACCACCGAAGUCAGACAGGUGCCCUCUACAGCUGCCAUCACUGGGAGCUCAGCCAGAGAGACCAGCAAGCCUAGUGAAGUGCACCAGCCUCAAAACAGCACCAUCUUCAUCUCUGCAGGGUCUCCUCCCCUUCCCACAGAGCCCAUGGAGCAGCUCAGCAGCCGUGCCGUGUCCAUUUCUGUUCCUGCACAGGCAACUGAGAGCCCCUCGCCAACAGUUGCUUCAGCCAAGGAGGGCAGCUUUGGAAAGACAACGCCGUUGCUCACCACAGCUCGUGACACCCCACGUCCUGGGACGACCAAAGCACCCCACAGUGCCUUGUCAAGCACAACAAACCAAAGGGUUGUCCCUCCUGCAGUGGCAUUGACCACAGUGAAAACCCCUGUGCUGACGACACCUGAAGUUCACAGACCAACCCUGGCUUAUCCUAGCACUACGAAAGCCAACAGACCCCAAACGUCCACUGCCACUAAAACACUUUACGCCACUAGUGAAAGUGCAGAAGCCAUUAAUCAUAACACUGCAGACUCUGGUAAGGUCACAGAGGAAAACAUCCCAGUUACGAGUCCUUCUGAAGCACCUCCAACCACCAAGACCACUGUAAGCAUUACAACUACUUUGACUGCUGCUCCCAAACCAACAACUGUCACUCUGCUGAGUAGCACAGCAGGGCUGAGGAGGUCAUCACCUGUCACAGAUGUGGAUGAAUGUCUUUCCAAUCCUUGUCCUGCCUUGGCCACAUGCAACAACACCCAUGGCUCCUACAUCUGUCAGUGUCCUCUUGGGUAUGAGUUGGAAAAAGGAAAGUGCAAUUUAGUAAGAGUAUUUAUUGGCCAGGUUCCCCUGAAACCAAAUAUCACUCAUGGGAAGUAUGCAGAACUCCUCCACGUCGAGACGGAGAUCCUUGCGAUGCUGAACGCGUCGCUGGCCGGGUUGCCGGGGUACCACCGCUCGGUGGUGAAGGCCACCAGGGAGGCCAACGCUGUCCAUGUUUCGGUGCGAUCCACGUUCUCUUUGGCCUCCAACGUGACGUUCUACGAUGUUGUCAGCAGCGUGAAAAGCUACAUCAGAGCGUGCACGUCCUCCUCGGAGACCUGCCAGUUCAUCUCAAGCCUCAGACCGCUCCACAGAGUUGGCAGCUUGUGCAAACAGAAGGACCCCGAAUGCGACAAGGAAACAUCUGAAUGCACCGACUUCGAUGGCGUUGCCCUCUGCCAGUGCAAGAGUGGGUACUUCAAAUACAACAAGAUGGACCAUUCCUGCCGAGCCUGCGAUGAUGGAUUUAAGCUGGAAAAUCAGACCUGCGUGAGCUGCCCAUUUGGCUUAGGUGGAUUCAACUGUGGAAACCCAUAUCAGCUCAUCACUGUGGUGAUCGCAGCUGCAGGAGGGGGACUUCUGCUCAUCCUGGGCAUUGCGCUGAUAAUAACCUGCUGCCGGAAGAAUAAAAAUGACAUAAGUAAACUCAUUUUCAAGAGUGGGGAUUUCCAGAUGUCACCGUAUGCUGAGUAUCCGAAGAACCCCCGAGCACAGGAGUGGGGCAGAGAGACCAUUGAGAUGCAGGAGAACGGAAGCACUAAGAACCUGUUGCAGAUGACAGAUGUAUAUUAUUCGCCAACUGGACUGAGAAAUCCUGAACUGGAAAGAAACGGACUUUAUCCUCCCUACACUGGUUUGCCUGGAUCUCGACAUUCAUGCAUCUACCCUGGACAGUACAAUCCAUCCUUCAUUAGUGACGAAACCAGAAGAAGAGACUACUUUUAGCAGAGCAUAGAGGGAUUGGAAGAUUGACACAGUCCUGCGGCCCUUGAGCACCAGGAGCCCUCUGUCUCCUGGCACAUCAGUCUUGCUCUUCCCAUUUAACAGCAGGAGGGACUUUGAACUCAAUUUGUGGUGUUGCUGCCCUGAGAAACUGUUCCGCUUGCUGAGCAGCCCAGAGAAGAUGGAGGCGGGAACGACUCAAGGUGCGGACCAGUGAAAGACCCAGGUGGAAGCUAACGCGCGCGCCCCGUUUCUGCGCCGUGCUGCUGCUUCGCUCCACGCUGCGGGGCGAGCGUAGAUCAGCGCAGGUAGACAAGCUGUGCCCGGCACUCUGAAUUGAAUACCCCGAGGGAGUGUUUUGUUUACAGAUCUUGUUCACUGUCAGGCUGAGCUUAUCUUCUUAGUCAGCCGUUGUGCAAAGAAUUACCGUGUGACUGGUUUUGGUAGCAGAAGUAUGUCAGCUCCCUUUUCUCCUGCCACGUUGCCUUCUGCUUCCUGCAUGAGAGGGAAGCUGGCUUGUCCUCUAGCCCUUGCUGGUAGAAGUUCUCCAGAAGACUCGGUCCUUACUAAAGCCUGGCAGCGUUGGCUGAAUUUGUGGGUCGAUUGUCUCCGAGGAGUAUGGAAAAGUUAAGUCAUACCACUGUGAUGCAAACUGACAGAGAAAUGCAGCUGAUCUGAUGCACCACCCCUGUAUGUAGGGAAAAGUCUUGGUGUGUCAUCGUUCUGUCAGCCAGCAUUGUUCAAAAGCGAUGCCUCUAUGGGUCAUCGGAGUACUUCCGUGUAGGAUUUUACAGGGCUCUGCUUCCUUGCAGGGUUUUAUGUGACUGUAAAAACAGCAAUAUAACUUAAAAUAGUUGCUAACAGGAAAAUUUACUACAAAGAUGAAAAAUACGAAUUGGGAACUCACUAGGCUCCUUACAUGCAAUUUGAAGAGGAGUGAUAAGAGUUUAGCCCUGGUUGGGCAGGUAGAACACGAAUGCCAGACACUGCAAAUGGGACACAGCUUUCAAGCCUUCACAGCCCACCUUGACUUCAGUAGAAGCCGUGGAGGAGGACUCCGUACAUUGGAAAAGGCGGCUUGCUGCAGUCAGUUGCAUUUGACAGGAGAAAAACAGGAUGCUUUGAAUCCUCGCAGAGAAAAAAAGAUCACACGUUUCAAAUUGUUUUGCCUUCAUCCAUCCUAGUUUCGAGUUACUCAGACCAGGCAGGUUUCCUGACAUAGGUGUGUUCAUUUACAUUAUUCACCUUGGCAUAAGCUGCAGAAUAUAAGCCAGCGUAUUCCUCACCAAAGAGCAGAUCAAAAGCUUAUUGACUUUAUUCCUCCUAAGGGUUGUUGAUAGAGAUCUUUAUUAUGAAGUUAUUUUUACAGCUUAUCUUCACUGCAAAGACAAACUGAGUCAUCCAAGGCCUGUCCUGAUGCACUAAUCCUUACCUUGAAAACACUGGCUUUUUUUUCAAGCUGAUUGCUUGUGUGAGGGCAGCAAAGAAUAGCGAAAUUCCUUAGCUAUUAACCUAGCAUCUCAGUAGUGUGUACAUAAUCUAGCUUCUCUAAAAAGCAUAUACUUCCCAGUACUCCCAGCUCCCCCCUCAGUGCUCAGAGAUACAGUGCCUACAAGCAAAUUCAUAAGGGAGGUCAGCUCACUGGGGACCAAGGGACAUGCCCCACAAAGUGCCUGCCACCAAGUGACAGCAGCGAGUCCAAUGCUGACGUGCUGCGCAGCUGCUCCUCUGCAGCAAAGCUGCAGUGAGGGGGCACCCUCGCUCGAGGAGCAGUCACAGUACUCAUGUCCUGCAGGCGCUGGGAGCCUCCAGAUCCUGUCCCAGCACUCCAAAGGCUGUUGUGUUCUCUACCCGAAGUGAGAACGACUACCCAGGGGAAGACAAGUGAGUACAAGGCAUUCAUCAGCUGCAUGGGCUAAGGGGGUUCUGGUCCCUGCUCCCACCUGCUUCUGGGUUCUCCAGAUUGCAAGGUGGCAAGAGCACUGCAAACGUGCUUGGGAGGACAGUUUAGUGCACCAUCUGUAGUGUGCACACGCAGAGUCACUUCAAGCCUUGCCCUUUACAUGCUACGUGGAAACGGCUGUGUGGUCUUGCAGAGAAACGGCUCUUUAUGGGUGCCCAGGGCCAGUGUGCUUCACUGCGAUGUGAUUUUAUGAUGAUGAUGCAGCCAACUUCGCAUCUGCCUGAUCCACAGUCGGACUCACAGGUGGUAGCACAUGGCUUAUCUUAGAUUGAGGGGGAAAGUGAUAAGCUUCUCAUGGAAAGUACAGCUGCCUAAAGGGCUAGAUUUAAAGGAAAACUCUAGUUACAGUAUGCAAAAUAGCUUAACAGGUAAAGCACAAAAACUAACUGCCCUCUGCCACUCUAAUCAGUGUUUCCAACCAGUAAAUGAUGUUCUUCUCUGAUUCAUUAGUAGCCGAUACCCUAAUUACACAAGGUGCAUUGGAUGAUGUGAACUAAGGGUUUGGCCCUGCUGUGCUCUGGGCCAGGUAGAUCCCCGUGAGGACGUUGGUGAGGUUCACAGUCUCUCUGAGGGUGAGUUGCCUCUUCUGCAUAGCACCAGCUCAGUUUUUGAUGCAUGCCUGGGUUGGAAAGGGCCACCUUUCCCAUGGCACCAAGGAGGGUUUUGUCUCCCCUAUAAAUGAAAAUAGGGAAGCUGGGUCUUGCUGCUGACUCUAAAACCAAAGCACUUAGACAAGCACUGGGAUUUGUCUAAAAAUAUUUAGAGCAGCUUAGCAAAAAGUGAACAUGUCCCAGCAAUGACAGUAGGAUUUAACCGUGUGCCGACAUUUCAUCGGAUAGUGAGAUAUUUAGGCACAUGCUUAUAGGCAGAUGUGUUUAAUUGCUUGGUGAUUUCAAAGACCACGUAUUGUGAAAUGAGUCUGCAUGUGCCAAGUGGCUAGUGCAGAGGACAAAGGUUGAACUAUCAACUCAAUAUUGCAGAUCAGUCCUUCUAUAUAAAAAGAGUAGCAUUUGGGUUGUAAAGAGCAGCAUUUGGGUUGUAUUGUGAACUCCUGGCCUGUAUGUCUCGCAGCAAACUGCAAGGACUUUGAGUAGGAAACGUGAUAGAACUAUUUUCUAAUUCAGAUUGCACAGAAGUCUGCAAGUAGUUCAUUUUCAUUUCUUAAUAACAGGAGCCUAAAUAACCUUACUUCUUCUUAAUGCUGUAACUGGAGUGAAAGGAUCUCAAUAAACCCAGCAGGAUUUUUUGAGUGAGGACUGCAAAAGUUUUCCAAAAGAGAUACCUGAGCUUUAUUACAUGGAAAUUUUAUAGCUGUCAGAGGAGGUAAACAUUGGAAAAUCUACUGUGUGAGUUUGUCCUUUGCAACCUCACCUUCUUUUCAGUUUUGGUAACAAAAACUAAGUCAUGGAGCAAAUGUGUGGUCUGCAGGGAGGAGGAAAGGAGUCUCUCCUGACCUGGUAGCACCUUCUCUGGGUGCCCUAGGCGUCUCGCUUUCAGCUGGAAGGAGAGGGUUUAAGGAGCAGUCAGCACCGGGGCUGGUAGGGGUGCUUUCCCGCGCAGCGAGGUCCAGGAAGUCUUUGCAGAGCCGGCGCUAUGCCAUGAGAAGCAGCCGCUCCCCGCGCAGCAAUGCUCCGGCCUCACUGCAACGCCGCUGGCGCUCGGCUCCGCCGCUGCCCCAGCCCGGGGCAUUUUCCUACAGUUUGUGGCCGUUCCUUUUCCGCGAUUAGUUAAUACUGCGGCUUACCGCCAAGGGGACUCUCCCAGCCACGGCAGGGCUCUGACCUGUUUCUGUGCAGCUUGCAGCUAGUGAAACUGUCACCAGGAUCCUGUUCUGUCUGCUUCUGCCCGGGACGGCCGUGUCUAGGUGCCACCACCGUCAGCCGAAGCACCUCUGGCAGUGGCGUGGGGUUGUCACUCCCGUCCUGGGGGAAGGGUCUCGUGCCCUAUCUCUCCCCCAGUCCCCACUCUCAAGCACAGGUACCUCUGUGCUAAGUACUUUACUCCUUCGGACAUCUAUAUAAACGUAGCCUCAUUUCUCAGAGGAUUUAGGUUAAUUUUAGCUAGCCCAAAAUGCAGAUUUUGACCGUACUGGAUCGUAGAAUCAUAGAAUCAGUAAGGUUGGAAGGGACCUCUGCUUCUCUGUUAUCCACAGGGAUAUAUCCCUUAUGCGAGAGGAUGAGGUAGAAAAUGUGUGUUUCUUGCUAGGAGGCUGCAAGGGCUCGCCAGAUGGGGAGAAAGGAAGAAAAACCACACGAACACCCAGCAGAAGGGCAUUCCUGCUCCUGGCUGGUGUGUAAAGCUAGGGAAGCAGUCGGCCAGGGCCCUCGGGCGGCUGCGUGGGAGUCUUUCCGACUGACUUUGGAAGAAAUGCGAAUGGCUGCGCAGGAGAAGGCGUAGGGCCCUGGCGUAGGGCUCCGCCGGCUGCGUUGGCAAAAGCCCCUCGCCCGCAGCAGGGCCCGCGGCAGCCAGCCCGGGAGAGGCGGGCAGAGCGGCCGGCGCGGCUGGGCGCGGGCUCGGGGCAUCGUUCAAAGGCAGGUUAGCGCGAGCGGCCGUCCCGCGGUCCCCCUCCCGCGCCGCGCUGGGAAAAACCGCCGCGCUGUCGCACGCCGGUGAAAAAUCAAAGCGCUGCGCUUGUUUACGUCAGGAAUGCGCGAGGUGGGGGCGUUUUGACGCCCUUUUCCCUGCGCGUUUAAAGCGUGAAAUAACAUGGCAGCAAGAAGUCCCGUCCCUGGCACCGCAGUGAGGCUCUCCCUGUGGCCAGCCCUCUACAAGUGAUUUGCAAUAGGAAAAAGCUUUUAGAAAAUAGCAAUAAAUUGCAUUUAGUGAGAAAUGUUUGUCACUGUGAAACUAUUUGUCCCAGUCAUUGUAAAGCCUGUCCUCUAGGGGCCUUAUAGACCAGUAAAGUGGGUCUGGACAUCGCUGUAGACGCGUGAAGUACUUCCCCAGGACUCUUCUCUAAUUCUUGCCAAUGGCAGUAUCUGUGCCAGAUCCAUCUGGACUUCUCAUUCCUUCAUAUCAAUGUCUAAUCUUCAGUUUUCUUCCUUAAAUUAAACAAGAACGGAUGCAUUUUACUUAAAUGUUCUUCCUAUGCUGGCUAUUGUUUUUUCCUCUUUACACACAAAGAACCUAAUCCAGCAUCCGUUAUACUGUCCGGGAUAACUUUCCCAGGGAUUGUAAUGGAGUUUUUCCGAGGCCUGAAUUGUUCAUUUCAAGGUGACUUGGGUGUACAACAUGCAUUCCUUUGGCUUUCCAUCCUGCCCCUUUCUGUGGGGGUGUUACUGCCUUUAAACGUUGUAUUUGUUUUUUGGAAGCGUAACUUUUGCUGCAGGAAAACCUACCUUAAGUGAGAUUGAACAAACAGGUUCUUGUUCAAGAUCUGAAACACUUCGCCAAGAAGAGAGCAGAUGGGAAUUUUGUAAAAUUGUUUUGGAGGCAUAAUCCUUUAUUGAUCAAGCGACCUGCUUCCUAUAGUGUAAGAUCCUCUAGGGAAAUAGAGGAGCUUUCGGUAUUCAGAGAAAUACUCUGAGGAGAGUUUUCUGAAUGCAGGAGCUACUGAUUCCCGCUUGCCUGCGCCCUUGGUGAUGGACCAGGAUCUCUCAGCGUGGAAGGGGUACGUGCUGUGUGCCUGUAGGAUUUUGGGAGCCUUGCAGUAUGUGUUUAAUUCUUCAUUCCCUUGAAUUGUUGAAGCUGAAAAGCAGGAUGGAAAUCCAUUAAGGGUAAAAGGGAGGAAAAAAUGUUUUGCAGAACCAAAUGUCUAAAGUCAGUGUAAUACUGUGACUUCUGUACUGUAGGAUCAUGUGUGGAUGAGACCUGUUCUUUGCACAGUUUGCGUUACGUGUGAGUAAUACCCUAGUACCUAGAGAGGGUGCCCUAAUGGUCCUCAAAGGAAUAUGUAAGUGCUAAGUCCCUCAAUCUCUUUCUAGUAAAAUGCUUCCUGAAAGGGAAGGGAGUCUUGAAGGAGUAAUUACUGCCUCAAGUGGCCUGCAAAUCUGCAAUCUGCUAUGCCCUGAUACAGAAAGGUCCUGUGGAAUACAGCAAAAAGUGUCAUUUUUCUUGGACAGUGCCACAGAAAUUGCCUGAUACAAAAUGCUUGUUUUAAAAUCUUUAUUUUAAAGGGAAAAAUACAGAAUAAAUACUCAAUUGUUACCUUUUCUAAGGAAAUUCGGUUAAACCCAAUCAUUUGUUUGUUUUAAACAAACAAAAUAAAAAUCUGUUUUAAGCCCUGUUGAAAUUCUACAGAGCUUUUUCAUAACAGAAAGCAAAAUUUUGUGUGUAAAAUCAUAAUGGUUUCCUUGAGCAACUUUCAGCAUUGCAAAGCUCACUUUUAGUGAAGUCUAUUUCAAAAGGUAAAGUUUCAGCAUUUGUUUGUAUUUCUGUUUUUAACCUGAACGUGGACCUACUUUAUGUUCUUGACGUUGUCCAGGUUUCCCUUCCCAUAUCUCUGAUGUUAGCUUCCAAGUUGCUGGGUUUUUAAGGACUUGUUCCAAACCAGUAUUAUUUAAAGUUGUAUCAUAUUUUCAUUCUCCGCUAAUUACACAGUACUGUAGUAGAAAAAUAUAAUUUUUAAGGAUUGGAUUAUUUUUAUACCUGCAUCCAAUAUGAUGAUUAAAUCUGGCGUUCUAGUCAGUGUUAUAAAAGAAUACAAUAAAACUAUGAAUAUUA
This is a messenger RNA of Rhea pennata, 13125 nucleotides long. It is a transcript of the gene HEG1, whose product is annotated as heart development protein with EGF like domains 1. Gene Ontology annotation, molecular function: calcium ion binding. The transcript is spliced from 23 exons. Lineage: Eukaryota; Metazoa; Chordata; Aves; Rheiformes; Rheidae. Gene Ontology annotation, biological process: heart development. The record is from RefSeq and is a predicted model, not a curated record. The coding region runs from base 906 to 6503 and encodes 1865 amino acids.